This is a messenger RNA of Sus scrofa (pig), 2426 nucleotides long. It is a transcript of the gene COMP, whose product is annotated as cartilage oligomeric matrix protein. Gene Ontology annotation, molecular function: calcium ion binding. Gene Ontology annotation, cellular component: extracellular region. NCBI's taxonomy places the organism in Eukaryota, Metazoa, Chordata, Mammalia, Artiodactyla, Suidae. Gene Ontology annotation, biological process: cell adhesion. The record is from RefSeq and is a predicted model, not a curated record.
GCCUCGUGGGCAGAAGAGAGCGAGCCGCCGUCCAGCUCCCCGCCGCCGCCAUGGUUCUCACCGUCGCCCGCGUUCUCUUGAUCACCCUGGCGGCCCUCGGCGCAUCCGGCCAGGGUCAGAUAACGCUGGGUGCAGACCUGGGCCCGCAGAUGCUGCGAGAACUACAGGAGACCAACGCGGCGCUGCAGGAUGUGCGGGAGCUGCUGAGGCAGCAGGUCAAGGAGAUCACGUUCCUGAAAAACACGGUGAUGGAGUGUGACGCGUGCGGGAUGCAACCCGCGCGCACCCCGAGGCUGAGCGUGCGGCCCCUAAGCCAGUGCGCGCCCGGCUUCUGCUUCCCGGGAGUGGCUUGUACCGAGACGGCGAGUGGCGCGCGCUGUGGACCCUGCCCCGCAGGUUUCACAGGCAACGGCUCGCACUGCGCGGACGUCAACGAGUGCAACGCCCAUCCCUGCUUCCCCCGCGUCCGCUGCAUCAAUACCAGUCCAGGCUUCCGCUGUGAGGCUUGCCCACCCGGGUACAGCGGCCCCACCCACGAGGGCGUGGGGCUGGCCUUUGCCAAGGCCAACAAGCAGGUUUGCACGGAUAUUAAUGAGUGUGAGACCGGGCAGCAUAACUGCGUCCCCAACUCCGUAUGCGUCAAUACCGUGGGCUCCUUCCAGUGCGGUCCGUGCCAGCCCGGCUUCGUGGGCGACCAGGCAUCAGGCUGCCGUAGGCGCUCACAGCGCUUCUGUCCAGACGGCACGCCCAGCCCGUGCCACGAGAAGGCCGACUGCGUCCUGGAGCGUGAUGGAUCGCGAUCGUGCGUGUGCGCUGUCGGCUGGGCGGGCAACGGGAUCCUCUGUGGCCGGGACACAGACUUGGACGGCUUUCCGGAUGAGAAGCUGCGCUGCUCAGAGCGCCAGUGCCGAAAGGACAACUGCGUGACGGUGCCCAACUCAGGGCAGGAGGACGUGGAUCGCGACGGCAUCGGAGAUGCUUGCGACCCGGAUGCCGACGGGGACGGCGUCCUCAAUGAGCAGGACAACUGCCCGCUGGUGCGGAACCCAGACCAGCGCAAUGCGGAUGGCGACAAGUGGGGCGAUGCGUGCGACAACUGCCGGUCUCAGAAGAACGACGACCAGAAGGACACAGAUCAGGACGGCAGAGGCGACGCCUGCGACGACGACAUAGACGGCGACCGGAUCCGCAACACGGUGGACAACUGCCCCAGGGUGCCCAAUUCAGACCAGAAGGACAGUGAUGGUGAUGGUAUAGGGGAUGCCUGUGACAACUGUCCUCAGAAGAGCAAUGCAGAUCAGAGGGAUGUGGACCACGACUUUGUGGGAGAUGCAUGUGACAGCGACCAAGACAAGGAUGGAGAUGGGCAUCAGGACUCUCGAGAUAACUGCCCCACAGUGCCUAACAGCGCCCAACAAGACUCAGACCACGAUGGUCAGGGUGAUGCCUGUGACGACGAUGAUGACAAUGAUGGGGUCCCUGAUAGUCGGGACAACUGCCGCCUGGUGCCCAACCCCGGCCAGGAAGACGUGGACCGGGACGGCGUGGGGGACGCGUGCCAAGGGGACUUUGAUGCGGACAAGGUGGUAGACAAGAUUGAUGUGUGUCCGGAGAAUGCUGAGGUCACCCUCACCGACUUCAGGGCCUUCCAGACCGUCGUGCUGGACCCAGAGGGCGACGCGCAAAUAGACCCCAACUGGGUGGUGCUCAACCAGGGGAUGGAGAUCGUGCAGACGAUGAACAGUGACCCUGGCCUGGCUGUGGGUUACACGGCCUUCAAUGGCGUGGACUUCGAAGGCACAUUCCACGUGAACACAGUCACGGAUGACGACUACGCGGGUUUCAUCUUUGGCUACCAAGACAGUUCCAGCUUCUAUGUGGUCAUGUGGAAGCAGAUGGAGCAGACAUACUGGCAGGCAAACCCCUUCCGCGCCGUGGCGGAGCCUGGCAUCCAGCUCAAGGCCGUGAAGUCCUCCACAGGCCCUGGGGAGCAGCUUCGAAACGCCCUGUGGCACACAGGGGACACAGCAUCACAGGUGCGGCUGCUGUGGAAGGACCCCCGCAACGUGGGCUGGAAGGACAAGACAUCCUACCGCUGGUUCCUACAGCACCGGCCCCAAGUGGGCUACAUCAGAGUGCGGUUCUAUGAGGGCCCUGAGCUGGUGGCAGACAGCAAUGUUGUCCUGGAUACAACCAUGCGGGGCGGCCGCUUGGGAGUCUUCUGCUUCUCCCAGGAGAACAUCAUCUGGGCUAACCUGCGGUACCGCUGCAAUGACACCAUCCCGGAGGAUUACGAGGCCCAGCGGCUGCUGCAGGCCUAAGGACUGGGAGUGGGACCUGCCAUCAGCACCUGGCCCCAAGAGGCAGCAGACCUGAGAGGAAGGGAGAGGGGUUCAGAGAGGAAAUAAAGUGUGUGUGUGGCGGAA